This is a messenger RNA of Impatiens glandulifera, 1663 nucleotides long. Its product is annotated as alpha-L-fucosidase 1-like. The transcript has 3 exons. Bases 21 to 1604 code for a protein of 527 amino acids. Gene Ontology annotation, molecular function: alpha-L-fucosidase activity. Lineage: Eukaryota; Viridiplantae; Streptophyta; Magnoliopsida; Ericales; Balsaminaceae. The record is from RefSeq and is a predicted model, not a curated record. Gene Ontology annotation, biological process: fucose metabolic process; glycoside catabolic process. Gene Ontology annotation, cellular component: lysosome.
ACCAUCCUAGCUAAUAUCACAUGUUAUUUCUCCAUCCAUCUCUCUUGGCUCUAUUGCAUCUCAUCACUCAUUUCACUACUAAACCAGUAGUGUGUGAGAGAGAAAAAAAAGAAAGAAAAAGUGUAAUGGGUACCAUAUGUGUUCCUCUGAUAAUAUGUAUGAUAACACUUGUUCACCUACUGAUAAAAACCACACAAUUAUCAACGCCUCCUCCGUUGCCCAUCCUUCCCUUGCCGACGUAUUCCCAACUAAAAUGGCAAAAGAGAGAAAUCAUCAUGUUUCUUCACUUCGGAGUCAACACAUUUACAGACUCCGAGUGGGGGACCGGGCACGAAAGCCCCUCCAUUUUCAACCCAUCAAACCUUAACACCAGCCAGUGGGCUGACGUGGCAGACCAGACCGGAAUCUCCCUCAUGAUCUUGACAGCAAAGCACCACGACGGUUUCUGCCUAUGGCCGUCCAAGUAUACGGAUCAUUCCGUCGCUAAAAGCCCCUGGAUGGCCGGAAAAGGUGACGUGGUUCGUGAAUUCAUUGAUGCGGCGGUGGCCCGUGGAAUAGACACCGGCUUAUAUCUGUCGCCGUGGGAUAGACAUGAUCGGAGAUAUGGCCGGACUCUUGACUACAAUGAGUUUUAUUUGGCACAAUUGCAGGAACUACUUAAAAAGUCUACAAGUGUAAAGGAGAUAUGGUUUGAUGGUGCGAAAGGCUCAAAUGCUCCGAACAUGACCUAUUUUUUCGACGAAUGGUUCGCAAUUGUUGAAGAGUUGCAGAGCUCAAUCAACAUCUUUUCGGAUGCAGGCCCGGGCGUCCGAUGGGUCGGCAAUGAGAACGGGUUCGCGGGUACCACAAGUUGGUCUACCAUCAAUCGAUCCGCUCUCUCCAUUGGUAGCGAUACCACUCUAGGGUACCUAAACAGUGGGGACCCGAAAGGGACGAACUGGCUACCACCCGAAUGUGAUGUAUCGAUUCGACCCGGAUGGUUUUGGCAUAAAUCUGAAAAACCAAAGUCGCUGAAGAAGCUUCUCGAGAUCUAUUACAAGUCUGUGGGCAGGAAUUGUGUGAUGCUUCUCAAUGUGCCCCCCAACACAACCGGUCUUGUAUCCGAAGAUGACAUUGGAAGACUGAAGGAGUUUAGAGGUGCAAUCAACAGGAUAUUCUCGACCAAUUUGGCCCAAAACUGUUUGAUAGAGGUUAGUAGCGAGCGAGGAGGGAAAGGUGAGGGAUUUGGAGCUUAUAACAUGUUGGAUAGUGAUGAUUUAUGGACAUAUUGGGCUCCAAAAGAUCAAGGAAAACAUGAUCAUUGGAUUGAGAUCAAGGCAAGGAAUAUUGGUGAGAAGGUGAGAUUCAAUGUGGUGAGGAUCCAGGAGGCUAUCGGGCUUGGUCAGAGGAUCAAACGGCAUGAGGUCUAUGUGGAUGGGAUACGUAUCGUGAAAGAAACAACGGUGGGGCAUAAGCGGCUACACAGGCUGAAGAAUGGAGUGGUGCAUGGAUAUAUUGUGAAGAUACUCAUCACUGAAUCAAGGGGGUUGCCUUUAGUAUCAUCCAUUGGACUCCAUUAUGACCCUUUUUGGCAACCCAAACAAAAUGUGUCAAUGAAUGAAUGAAACAAUUUAUAUCUUUGUAUUUUGGCGUAUAACCUUGGAAAUGUCCAAAGAAUAAGAGG